GGGGCUGCAGACCUGGACGGAUUAGGGUGUUACAGCAACAGCAGAACCAACCUAAGCCAGCGGGACAGCCACCAGUUGUACCACCGCCAGUCGUACCACCUCCAGUGAUGCCACCGUUGGUGAUGCCGCAGGUGGCCUACGAGCAGAUGUUCCCGGCCAUGAUGGCCCAUUAUAUGCAGCACAUGGCGCAGCUUAUGCCCAUGUUCCAGCCACUGCCACCACCACAGCCGCAGCCGCGCAUCGUUACCUUCAAGACAUUGAAUGAUAAUGGAGCGGAAGAGUUUCGAGGAGACAGGAUGGGGGAGCCCCAGAUUGCAUUGGAUUGGCUUGAGCAGAUGGACCGGGUACUCAAGAAUUUGAGAGUCCCUGAUGCUGAUCGCUCGGAGUUGGCUUCACAGAUGUUCCGGAAGGGAGCAUAUGAUUGGUGGAAGCGCAUUGACCAGGAUCCACACACGCCCAAGCCAUGGACCUUGGAUCGCUUUGAUCGAGCGUUCACGAAGGAGUACAAGUUCGACUACCUGUCCCAGUAUGCGACGAGUCUGGUCUCCACUCCGGAGGAUCGUUUGAAUGAGUUCGUCAAGAAGCUACGGCCGGACUUGACACCGUACGCCGCACUGAUCACGAUGACAGAUUUUAAUGCGGCGUAUGAUUUGAUUAUGAAGACGGAAAAGAGCUUGGACGAUUUGCAGGCAGCCAAGAAGGAGGAUCGAGUGACGAAAGACCCACGACCCGCGGCCAGCACCAGGCCGAGCGGGAAGAGUUUUGGAUUUGGGGGAAAGAGGUACGAGAAGGGUUCUUCGAGUGCGCCGCCGCCUAAGAGGAGUAAGUCGAAGCCGUCUCCGUCGGCCGCCGCUAGCAACUCGAUCAGAACGAGGAGCCACCCGCAGUGUGUACAGUGUGGUAGGCAUCACCCGGGCGAGUGUUGGCUCGCCCAAGGCUUAUGUUUGGGUUGUGGUCAGCCAGGGCAUUUCAGGAGGCAUUGCCCGACAAACCCUAGCAGCGAGCCUGUUUUUCCUAGAGCUCCGGAUCGCAUCCAGCACGGAGUCAGCAGUCUACAGCAGCAAAUAAUCAGCAGAGACCACGUUCGCAGCAGACAUAGCAUGCGUCUUCAUCACAUUUAUCAUAGGUGUCCGUUGUCCGUGCAAGGGAAGCAAUUCCCUGCAGAUUUGAUAGAGCUACCACACAAGGAGUUUGACAUUAUCCUUGGUAUGGAUUGGCUCACCGAGCAUAGAGCAGUGGUCGACUGCAGUUGUCGGACCGUACGGCUGAGAGCCGAGGACGGUAGCGACGUAUCACUCUCCGGGGAGGUGUUCCCCAAGGCUCCCGAGUUCAUAUCGUCCUUGAGCGCGAGGCGCUUGAUUCGCAAGAAGUGCGAGAUGUUCCUGUGUCACGUUCAGGAUAUGCGAAAAGAAUCACCACGUCAGCAGGACAUCCAUCCGAGAGCCGCACGAUCGGCAUCCUCAUCUUCAUCUUCAUCUCCACCUUCGUCGCUCUCGAUCGCCGCCGUGAGCCAGCCGCCGGUCAUCCUCCCUGCCGUUCGACCACGCCGGCGUCGCCCGAGCCAGACGCUGCUCAUCGCCGGUCGCCCUUCCCCAGACAAUCGCCGCCGCUGCUUCCUUCGCCAGAGGUCCGCCGUCAGUAUCAGCGUCGCCGACGACAGUUCACCUCGUCGUGCUGCCGUUCGUCGCCUCCACUGCCAGCGUCGGUCGUCCUCGUCAUCGAGCUACAGCGCCGCCAAUCGCCGCUGUUUCGCCUUCGCCGGAAGUCCGCCGCUCUUCACCGUCGAGCGCCGCCAGUCGCCUCCAGCCGUCGCCCUUAGCUCAGGUCGGUUUCUUCUUCUUCUUCUUCAGUUUCCUAUUUCGGUUUGUCUCUAUCCCCUCGAUUUUGAACAAGGUAGACCGCCAACAGCUGCCGCUCCGCCACUGUCGCCGGCGUCCGUCACCGUCGCCGCAUCCAGCCGCUUCCCCGGAUUGAUAUCGCCGGCAGAUUAACCUCCACGCCGGAUUGAUUGGUCGAUUUCGUAUUUUGACUCAAUUUGACCCGUUCGUUUGAUUUCAUUGCUUUGUCUUCCGUUCGAGCUAUCGAUUCGAUUUCGGCGUAAUCCAGGUCCGUACUAUGAAGUUAAUAGCGUUUAGAAUAGAUUUAAUGGUUUGGA
Cuscuta campestris is the source of this 2155-nucleotide messenger RNA. Lineage: Eukaryota; Viridiplantae; Streptophyta; Magnoliopsida; Solanales; Convolvulaceae. The record is from the annotation of a GenBank genome assembly.